CCACCUGCACAAUUUCCACAAAGAAAAAGGUCAAAAUAUCUAACUUUUUUCAUGUCAAACAAAUUUCAGUCAAACAAAAGAACAAGAAUCAGUCUUCUGCUGAUCCAACACUCCAUAUAAACUCAACAUCAUCAUCACCAACAUUCAAAGAUCACCACAAGAUUUUUCAUAUCCCAAAGGAGGAAGCAUGGGUUCUUGCUUUUCUUCUUCUUCUUCUUCCAGUAUUCAGAACCCUAAUUCCACUGGCAAUCUAAGUUCAGCCAUUUCACAGACCACCAUCAACAGUACUACUACAAAUUCAUCAUCAUCAGGAGCAAGCAAACUAUCCCAUGACAGCCAGUUUUCAGCGGCAAGUGGUGGCGAUGAGGCGGGACCCGGUGGCCAGAUCCUGCCUCAUCCCAAUCUUAGGGUGUUCAGCUUUGCUGAGCUCAAAACCGCCACUCGAAACUUUCGAAGCGAUACGGUUUUAGGCGAAGGCGGUUUUGGGAAGGUUCAUAAAGGCUGGCUUGAAGACAAAUCCAGUUCGAAAAGUAAUGUAAUUGCUGUUAAGAAAUUGAAUUCUGAGAGCAUGCAAGGAUUGCAAGAGUGGCAGGCGGAGGUGGAUUUUCUAGGAAGGCUUUCGCACCCUAACCUCGUUAAACUAUUGGGAUAUUGUUACGAGGGUACCGAGUUGCUACUGGUAUACGAGUUUAUGCAAAAGGGGAGCUUGGAAAACCAUCUGUUUGGAAGAGGGUCCACGGUUCAGCCACUUCCGUGGGAUAUCCGGCUCAAGAUAUCAAUAGGAGCAGCUCGGGGACUUGCGUUUUUGCACACUUCAGAGAAACAAGUUAUUUAUCGAGAUUUCAAGGCAUCCAACAUUUUGUUAGACGGGUCUUAUAAUGCAAAGAUAUCUGACUUUGGGCUCGCUAAAGUUGGCCCGUCGGCUAGUCAGUCACAUGUAACGACACGGGUCAUGGGAACUUAUGGUUAUGCUGCUCCAGAGUAUGUUUCCACAGGACAUUUGUACGUUAAGAGUGACGUGUACGGUUUUGGAAUUGUUCUGGUCGAAAUGCUAACGGGCUUGCGGGCACUUGACACCACCCGCCCAGCUGCCCAACACAACUUAAGUGACUGGGUCAAACCAUACUUAGCUGACAGAAGGAAGUUGAAAAACAUCAUGGACUCACGGCUUGAAGGACGAUACCCUUCGAAGGCUGCAGCCCAAAUUGCUCAAUUAGCCCUUACGUGUCUCGGGCCCGAACCAAAAACCCGACCAUCGAUGAAAGAAGUAGUGGAGAAACUAGAACAACUUGAUGCUAUUAAUGAAAGGCCAAAGGUACCUAGAGUACACAACUCGGCUCAUCAUUCUCCGUAUCGACGACACACGCAACACACUUCACAUCAUCGUCGUUCUCCACAACUUCAUGGUACUCCGGAAAGAAAUCGAGGAAGCAAUCGUUCACCAAAAGGGCGGUGAAUUUACAGUUUUACCCUUGUGGGAUAUUAAUUCACAAGUGUCAUACACAUUUUAGUCAAGUGCAUUGUUUUUAUUAUGUAUUACUGAUUACCUUAGUGAUUUUGUGAUAUUUGAGAAUUGUUGAUAUAUGAACUUUAAGAGUUUAUAGCAGUUUGAUCUUGCUUUUGUCA
Helianthus annuus (common sunflower) is the source of this 1626-nucleotide messenger RNA. RefSeq names its product probable serine/threonine-protein kinase PIX13. The transcript is spliced from 6 exons. The coding region runs from base 188 to 1456 and encodes 422 amino acids. Gene Ontology annotation, biological process: protein phosphorylation. The record is from RefSeq and is a predicted model, not a curated record. Lineage: Eukaryota; Viridiplantae; Streptophyta; Magnoliopsida; Asterales; Asteraceae. Gene Ontology annotation, molecular function: protein kinase activity; ATP binding.